Messenger RNA from Effrenium voratum, 387 nucleotides. The record is from the annotation of a GenBank genome assembly. NCBI's taxonomy places the organism in Eukaryota, Dinophyceae, Suessiales, Symbiodiniaceae.
AUGGAGGUUUUGGUAUCUGAGCACCUGGGCAUUCCAGAUGACUGCAUCGUGUCCAUUCGUUGCGGAGGUACCCGCCGACAGGCGCCCAUGGAUGUGGCAAGGCGGCAGGCAUUGAAAUUCCCCUGCAACCUUGAUGCGCUGAACGAGCCGUUGAAAAUCGAUGUGCUCCAGCCAGUGGCAACAGCACGACUGGUGCUCCACCCGCAGCAGGACUCCUAUUUGAUGGGGCUAGCCAACCAGCCGGACAUGUCCAUUGGUCUGAGUGUCAUGUCCUCCACACAGGGAAAGCCAAGCCAAGAUGGAGCCAGGAAUCCGGCGCCAUCAGCUCGAGAUUAUUUAGAAGUGAUGGGGUUCUCAAGUAUGUUCAAAGUAUGCUCACAGCCUUGA